Molecule: messenger RNA, 441 nt
Organism: Molossus molossus (Pallas's mastiff bat)
Lineage: Eukaryota; Metazoa; Chordata; Mammalia; Chiroptera; Molossidae
Gene: IQCF6
Product: IQ motif containing F6
Exons: 2
Coding region: 1-441 (146 amino acids)
Molecular function (GO): calmodulin binding
Source: RefSeq, a predicted model, not a curated record
AUGGACACAGAAAAUGUGAGUAAGGCCAGAACAGGAAGGAUCUGCCUGGAGGGUGAUGAGCAGUGUCUAAAGUUGGAGAAGGCGGCCACGAAGAUCCAGGCAUGGUGGCGCGGCAGCCACGUGCGCCAGACGCUGCUGCAGGCGGCGCUGCGGGCCUGGGCCAUCCAGUGCUGGUGGAGGGCGCUGCAGGCCCGGACGCUGGAGCAGAGGCGCCGCCUGGCGCUGAGGCUGUACACCUGCCAGGAGUGGGCGGUGGUGAAGGUCCAGGCGCAGGUCCGCAUGUGGCAGGCCCGCAGGCGUUUCCUGCAGGCGCGCGAGGCCGCCUGCACCAUCCAGUCGCACUGGCGCUGGCAUGCCAGCCAGACCCGAGGCCUGAUCCAGGGCUGCUACGAGGUCAAGGCCAGCCAGCUGGAGCUGGACAUCGAGAUCCUCGUGACCUAG